GUCCAACUUUAAUUAUCCACUACUAGAUUUCAAGAUUUUUAACAUUAUUUAUUAAUGUUAACUCAAUCUACAUAAAUAUGUGGCUGUAUUCUAUAUUUUAAUUUUCGUACUCUCCGGAGCAUUAUCGUUGAAAUAUGAACGAAAAAAUGUGUAAGAUUAUUGUAUAUAAAAAUGUGUAAUUAUUAUUUUCUAUGUAAUAAAGUGAUAUAAACAUGAACCACAGCAAAUGAUCUAUUCGCAUAAAAAAUAAACUAUAGUAAACAUGAAUAAAAAUAUGAAUUCCCCAUCAAAACUCACAGAAUUUGCACCAUUAAGUCCCGAGGAGAGUAAACCUGUUGUUGUAUCUAUAUUCAACAAAAUAUUUAACCUCACCAAAAUUUCAAUUGCAAGUAAGGAUCGAACUACUAAUUCCAAUAACGAUAUUCAGAAUUUAUCAGAAGAUUCUGAAUCAUGUAAGCAAUUAAGAAGUAAAGAAAAAUUACCUUCAGAGGAAUCUACUGGUACAAGGUUUUCAGUUGAUGCAAGUGAAGGUCGAAGUCUACCAAAUGUUUUGAAAAGGAUUAGUAAUAUCGUGGCUUUAAAAAAUAAUAAUCUUAAAUCUUAUAAAGAUUCACAACUCAGAAGUUAUUGGAUGCCUGACAGUGUCAGUAAGCAAUGCUAUGAAUGCGGUGAAAGAUUUACAACAUUCAAAAGAAGACACCAUUGCAGAGUUUGUGGACAAAUUUUUUGUUCAAAAUGUUGCUGUGAUGAAAUUCCAGGAAAAAUUAUGGGAUGUAUUGGAGAUUUAAGAGUUUGUACUUAUUGCUGUAAAGUAGUUUUAUCAUAUUUACAAUCUUCAGAUAUUGGAAGUGUUCUUUCUGCAGAUUUAAAAGCUUUACAAGAAGAUUUAGAAGAAAAAUAUGGUAAUAAUUUGCCACAACAAAAAUGUGCUAAUGAAAUAUUAGAAAAUGAAAAACUUGCUCGCCGAAAACUAAGUGUUGGCUAUAUGGAAGAAAAAUAUGCUUUUGGACGAUCAUCACAAAAUUAUGUAAUAUCUCAAGAACGAACGUUUGCUUUACAAAAUUCAUCAUCACUACGAAUGAUUUAUGAAGAAAUGUUUCAUUCUAAUCAAGCAAUUAAUUUGCAAACUCAUAGAAUUCGUUUAAAUCGUUAUUAUAAUUGCUUUUUUGGUAAUGAAUUAGUAAAUUGGAUGAUAACUCAAAAAAAAGCCACUACUAGAAUCCAAGCAACUGCAAUAGGACAGGCUCUGUUUGAAGUUGGUUUUAUUGAAUCUGUUCUAUUAGAUAAUGUUUUUUGUGAUUCUACUACAUUAUUCAAACCUGUAAGACUAUCCCAAGUACAAUGCAAACAUGUUUUGAUUGAAAGCCAAACUUCCUGUGAUGCACAAGAACCUGCUUGGGUUAAAACAAUUCCACAACAUGAUUUAAAUACUCAUUCUGAAAAGGAAAGUAAGCAAUUAACUGGAAUAUCCACUUGUAUUUCAUCAUCUUGUUCAAGUUUUUAUCUGGAUUUAAAUAUUGAGGCUUCGACUGUUACUCUUAAAAGACCAAUAUCUGUAGAUAGAAUAUCUUCUUCAAUUGACUGCAAUGAUCAAUUAAUGGAGCAAAAAAAAAUUAAUUAUAUAAAAGAAAGCAAUUCAGAAGAUGUUUUAAAUGAUACACUUCUAGUUCAAGAAAUAAAAAAUAGAGAAGCAUGGCAUCAAACGACGAAUUUAAAGAAUGGUUAUGGUGAAUCCAAUAUUUACAAUAGUCUAUUAUUUGCAUACAAGCAGCAUGAAGAUUCUCUUCUUCGACAGCUUCUUAACACAGAAGGCUUACAACAAAAUUGGUCUAAAGUUAUUCUUGAAAUAGUUCAUCAAAUAGUGGAUCAUGUGAGUCCUGAUCUCCAUCACGACGUUGAUGAUAUGGACAUUAGACAAUAUGUACAAAUUAAAAAAUCUCCUGGUGGUAAUAAAAAUGAUUGCGAGAUUGUAUCUGGAAUUGUGUGCAGUAAAAAUGUUGCUCAUAAAGGAAUGAAUGCUAUGAUUGCAAAUCCUAAGAUUUUGUUACUUCAUUGUGGUCUUAUGUAUCAGAGGGUUGAAGGAAAACUGCUUAGUUUAGAACCUGUAAUGUUACAAGAAAAUGAAUAUUUGGGACAUGCAGUGGCAAGAAUAACUGCUUUAGGUCCUGAUAUAGUUUUAGCACAUCGAUCUGUAUCCAGAUUAGCUCAAGAUAGACUAAGAGAAAGUGGUGUAACUUUAGUAUUAAAUGUAAAACUCACUAUACUUGAGAGAUUAGCAAGAUGCACUGGUGCUAAUAUUAUUGAUACUAUUGACGCUCAUAUAUCUGCAAGAUAUAAGCUUGGAACAUGUAAAAAAUUUUAUUUAAGGAACUUCCCUAGUAAUACAACUGGCAUGAAAACAUUAAUGUAUUUUGAGGGAUGUGCCAAGCCUCAUCUUGGCGCAACAAUACUGCUUCGUGGUGAUUCACAAACUGAAUUAAGAAAAGUAAAAAAAGUGACAUCGACAAUGAUCUUUGCAGCAUAUUCAAAUCGCCUUGAAAAGUCCUUUCUAGUAGAUGAAUUUGCAAGACCACCAUCGCCCAAAAAUAAUUCUUUCUUAGAUGAAACAUCUCAACAUACUUCACCGAACAAAACUGAAGUGUCUACAAGUAGCCAAAAAAAUCAAAAAGAUGAUGUGAUUAUUCUUGAAAAAACGUUUGAGAAUGAUGAAAGUAUCUCAGAUGACCAAGAGAAUUUUGAAGCUCUUUUACCAAUAUAUAAAAGUACACCUGUGAAAAAUAAUAAUAAUGAAGAUGAAGCAAAUAUUGAAAAUGUUAGUAAUAAAAAAAAUUUCAAUCAAGUUUCUGCAUCAUUAAUCAAAGCUAUCAAUUCUUAUGAUGCAAUUAAGUUAUUUAAAACUAAAUCAAAAUUAAAUUUUGAAGAAUCAAAAAUUAAUAAUAAAUCAAAUAUACCGAAAGUUUUGACAAUACCUCAAGCUAUAAGCAAUGAUAUAUCAAGUUUUGAUAUAUCCUCUGAUUGCAAUUGCACCUAUGAAUUCUUUGGUAAGGAUAGUAGCUUCUACAGCAAUGACGAUCAAUUGGAAAAUCUCGAGGUCAAUAAUAGACACAAGUUAAUGUCAGACGAGAAACGCGUAUGUGGUGAGUCAGUGAGCGAUAAGAGUGAUCCAUUGCAUCAAUACUUAAAUGAAGAUGAUGAAGAGGUAUUUCUCAGAGCUAGUCCAAAUGGACAAUGUCUCAAUGUAGCAGAUUUACCCUUACUCAACAAAUUCAAGAAGGCACUAGAGGGUACAAUUCUUAGCAUCUCACCAUACAUGAAGUUCUCUAUACCAUACCUAGAAACUGAGACAGGCAGAAAUUGUGUGCUCAGAAGUUUUUUUCCCACAGAACUCUAUUAUUCAACAUAUUUUUCUGAAAAAAUUGAAAGAGCAAAAUUGAACAAUUCUAUUGGAGAAGUUUCAAAGAUUGACUAUUCUGCAAAGAAUGUAACAUUCAAACCAGAACAUCCUUUCAUACAGACAAAAUUAACAAUGAAUGCAGAUAGUCGCGAAGUACAAACAUUGAUUUCCCAUUUUCGUGCGUGUGGAAGCCAACUAUUACCCAUGGACAAUGUAUCUCAAGAAAGGAAGCAAAUCUUACAUCAAAAUAAACCAAUGGAUCAAAUAAUAUGGCCUGAUUGUUUAGAUUCAGCAAGUCACCAAGGGUUGUCAGUUCUAUUUUGUAGUUUUCUUCACAACAACAAUACUAACAAUGCUCCAGCGUUUUGUGUGAAUCCAUGGGUGGUAAAUAUGGAUCUGUAUGGACGUAACGAUAUAGCAUUGGGCCGUUUCUUGGAGCGUUAUUGUUUGACAACAGAAUAUAAAUGUCCAGCUCAAAAUUGCAGAGCACAAAUAGUACAACACGUACGACGUUUUGCCCACGACGGUGGUUGUGUACACAUAAGCCUUUAUGAGAUGAGUGCCAAUCCAUUCGGUAAUAUAGGCCAAGAAAGCUCGAAUCAGAUAUUUAUGUGGAGUAAGUGUAACAAAUGUAAGAAGGUUUCUCCAGUUGUUCCGAUUUCUGAUGACACCUGGUCUCUGUCAUUUGCAAAAUAUUUAGAGCUACGAUUUCAUGGUGGUGUAUAUACUCGACACGAUACCGAGAAUUCGUGUCAACAUUCACUUCAUCAUGAUCACCAGCAGUAUUUCUCGAAGAAUAAUAUGCUUGCAGUUAUGAGGUAUAGCAAGAUCUCGUUAUGGGAAAUUUCUCUACCACCACCACUCAUCUCUGUUAUCUAUGAUCCUUACAUGCACACCCACGUAAUUGAAGAAAUAAAAGUGUUAACGCUUAAGGGUGAUGAAGUAUUUUCUAAUAUCAGAGAAAAGAUCGGUAACGUGCAAGAUGAAUCAAUAAUGAAUGUAAUGAAAGUACAAUUUGCUAAAGAUCAACAAUAUUUCAAAAACAAAAUUGAAGAGCUGCAAUUAAUCGCUACUUCAUCUUCCCCAGAGAACAACGAAAUUUUAAGUAAACAAUUAGAUAAUGAUGCACGUAAUUUCAUAUACAGAAUUGAGGAUGGCCUUGUGAUACUUCAACGUCUGAUAUCUGAUGCAGUGUUUAACUGGAAUGUUAGAUUCGCUGAAACAAAUUCCAAAAAGAAAGACGAGCGUCAAAGUCGCAAACAAUCUGAGCGUAGUUACAUCGCUAAUAACACUAAUGGUAACGUCAGCGAAAUAAUAGAUAGCGAUGGUUACAUUACCGAAGGCAUAGCAUUAGAAUCUCAAAUUGAGGGCCCAAAUCCUAUAUUAGCAGAUUACAAUGCCGUUGAUGCUAUUACAUCAAUACAAACAGAAAAACAAAUUGCUGAAUUAACAGUCAUGGAGAAUUCGAUUGAUAAUAUGCCAAAAGUACCCAUCAUCACCAAUCCAGAGGAAAUUGUCAUAAUUCAAGGUUCACCAAAAAUUCAUCAAAAAUCAUUUUCUGAUAUAUUGGCUUCAAAUUUGGAAGAAUUACCUGACAAAAAGAAAAAAAAGAAAACUAUUUUAUCUCAGUUGUUGCCAUCAACACCUAUAAUAAAUAUUAUACCAAAUCCACUUGGACCUCUGGAACAUCACUUACUACCACUCGGAUCAGUUGUGCCAAUUGUUGUGAACGAAGCAGAGCCAUCCUCUAUCAUAGCUUAUGCUCUGGAUUCACAUGAUUAUAAACAUGUGCUGCAGGAACAGUUGCGAAGUAUAAAGGGCUCAGAAUUCAUUUCAAGUCCACUUAAUAGAAGAAAGUUACAAGAAAAUAGGGAAAAUAUCAGCCCAAUGGAAAUAGAUAAAGUGGUUCAAGCUGUUGAAACAAUCGUCAAUGUAAAUAAUACUGAAAUUGAUGAAGAGAAAAAAGUUGCUAAACAGCUACAAAAUUAUAUAGAAGUUCAAUUUACAGACUCUACUACUAAUUUUUAUUGCAGAAUAUACUUUGCAGCACAAUUUGCUACUUUAAGAGAAAAUAUUUUAUCUUAUGGAGAAGAAGGAUACAUUAGAAGUUUAAGUCAUAGUAUUCAGUGGGCUGCUCGAGGUGGAAAAAGUGGAAGUGCUUUUUGUAAAACAAGAGAUGAUAGAUUUGUUUUGAAAGAAAUGACUCGUAUGGAUGUGCAAAUUUUCCUGGAUUUUGCUCCAAAUUAUUUUGCUUACAUGGAUAAAUGUCAAAAAGCUAAACAACCUACGUUGCUAGGAAAAAUAGUUGGAAUUUAUCGUGUAUCUUUCAAAAAUAAUACAACUAAUGCUGCACUCCGUACAAGUGUACUUGUUAUGGAAAAUUUAUUUUAUAACAGAAGUAUCACUGACAAAUUCGAUUUGAAAGGUUCGGUCAGAAAUAGACUAGUAAACUUGGAUGAUGUUGAUCAUGAAGGGGAAUUAGUUUUAUUAGAUGAAAAUUUAUUAAAUAUGAGCUGUGACUCGCCUUUAUAUAUACGACCACAUGCCAAGGACGUUUUAAACAAAGCUAUUGAAGAAGAUACUAAAUUCUUAGCAGAUAACUGUGUAAUGGAUUAUUCACUAUUGGUAGGCCUCGAGCCAAAUUCAGAUGAACUUGUGUUGGGCAUAAUUGAUUAUUUACGAACCUUUACGUGGGAUAAAAAGAUAGAAACCAUCGUGAAAAAAUCCGGAAUUUUAGGAGGUCAAGGCAAAUUGCCGACAAUUGUCUCGCCUGUAGAAUACCGUGCGCGCUUCAUUGCCGCAAUGCAUAAAUAUUUCCUGCCAGUACCCGAUAGAUGGACUGGUCUUAGUCGUGGUGUCAUCACAACGUAAAAUGAAAAAUAGUAUAUUUGAAAUGUGGAACAUCUGAUGAUAGAAUAUAAAACCAGUAUUAUUAAAAUAUAUUUUUAUAAAAUAAUGAAAAUACUUUUGGUUAUAAGUUGGUGUAAAUUACUUCCAGAAAAUAAUCGUUGUUUUAUUUAUUCAAAAAUU
Molecule: messenger RNA, 6424 nt
Organism: Ceratosolen solmsi marchali
Lineage: Eukaryota; Metazoa; Arthropoda; Insecta; Hymenoptera; Agaonidae
Gene: fab1
Product: 1-phosphatidylinositol 3-phosphate 5-kinase fab1
Exons: 22
Coding region: 263-6265 (2000 amino acids)
Biological process (GO): phagosome-lysosome fusion; melanosome organization; regulation of reactive oxygen species biosynthetic process
Cellular component (GO): vesicle membrane; cytoplasmic vesicle
Molecular function (GO): ATP binding; 1-phosphatidylinositol-3-phosphate 5-kinase activity; metal ion binding
Source: RefSeq, a predicted model, not a curated record